Molecule: messenger RNA, 6645 nt
Organism: Homalodisca vitripennis (glassy-winged sharpshooter)
Lineage: Eukaryota; Metazoa; Arthropoda; Insecta; Hemiptera; Cicadellidae
Exons: 11
Coding region: 179-2194 (671 amino acids)
Cellular component (GO): plasma membrane; cytoplasm
Source: RefSeq, a predicted model, not a curated record
CUUUCUACUUUACUUCAAGUGUCAAACUCUUUACCAUCAUGGCGCUAUAUAACUUGGUAAUUGAUGUAUUAUGCCUAUGACACUUUUUACGAAGUAGUUAUCUACAUUGAAAAUUGCAUAUAUCUUACUCAAACUGUCUGUGAUGUUUCUCUCAAGAUAGCAGUGCAUAAUACACAUAAUGAACUCCAACACGACAUUUCCAAGCAGCGUUUUGUUCCGUGAAAUCCAUAAAAAUGCAUGGCUCAGAAAAUUACCAGUUGUUGAAAAGAAAGGCGGGGCACAUUCCAAGAAAGGUGAUCGGUUCUGGACGGUGUUCUGCGUUCACGAUGAUACCGAGCCAUACUUGGAGUUAUACGCGGAUAUGAAGGUGGCCGGAACACACAAGCCAGAGUGGAGUGUAUCACUCGCACGGACAGUUCAUAUCUCACCAACAAUUUGUGCGACAGAUGAUGAGUUUGAGUUUGUUAUCACGUUGGGUGAUGAUAUCGUGCGUCUCACUGCUCCAUCAUGGGAAGUGAUGCUGGACUGGGUGGAUAGUCUAAGUGCCAAACUGAGAGAGAUGCGGAUUCUCUCACCCAAGGAGAAUGUGUACAGUCGUCUGCCCGAACUGAGACUUCCACUUUUGCCAACUCGGGAUCCGAACUCCCCCCUGCCCCUACCCCCUGCUGGUCCCUCUGCUCUGGUCCCCGGGAUAGAGCCAGCUGUCACCGUCCUUGCACCAGACCCCCCUCAGGUCAACGGUGAAGCUGGGCCCAGUCGAGAGGAAGAAUCCCUUCAAAGCAGUGCUUCUUCCAGUUUAGUAUACAUUACACAGUCUCCAGCUCCUUCCAGGUCAUCUCGGCCAAUACUCUGCAGAGCAUUGUCAGCUCCUCCUGAGGAGAACGUGACUGUGAUACAAGUGACGACAGAUGAUGUUACGACGUCUCUGCCACAAACUGAAGCGUUUGACUUCAGUUUUGUCAACAACGCUCUGAACCAGGAAGAGGAAGAGGAGUUCUUUACACCACCUGUCACCCCUGUACUGCCCAGAGCAGCUCGUAGACAGCGCCCCACACCCUCCCCCGCACUCAUCCGACCACCAAGGACAUCGGAUCUCCCCCUGCUGACCAACCCGAGGCAUUGGCUGGACGGGGGACAACAUGUCCGGCGGAGCGCUAGCAUGAGAAGCUCGGACGAGGGUGGAGGCGGAGGAGUGACCACUACAACUAGUCCUAGUCACGUUGCCGAGGCUUCAGAACCAGUGGCCGAGCCUGACAACAACGCUCUGUAUGAACAUGUGUUCCUGCCCUCUAGUCAACUAUCGCCCACACCAAUACCCACUUCCAACCCUCUUCCUCCCCCCUCUGUACCUCCUUCUCAGCCUGUCAACGCUGCCGUCCAACCACAGAGUGCACCUACUGGUCGAGGCAGGGGCGCUCACAGACCGAGACGGAGAAGUACGGAGAAUGCUCCUCCCGUUGCUGCAGAUCGUAUCAGGGCCCUACAGCCUGCACCUAACCCCUUCCGUCAGGGAGUGUCAGCAAGUGAAACAAACAACAGUUCCCGGCUGACGCUUAGAGAGCAGCAGGUGCUACAGUUGAGGCGAGAGAUAGCGCACCCUGGUGGUGUACGGCUACAACUGCGGCGGAGGGACUGUCUUGGCUCCAUCGCACUUGUUGAUGCCUUCAGCGUUGUCUGGGUUGCAGGCUGGAAACAGAAGGAACAUCCGAUGCUGUACAACGCUCUUCAUAUUGGAGACCAGCUCAUGUCUGUGGCUGGGAUAAUGGUCCAGAACGCUACGGAUGCACAGCGACUUAUUAGAGGAGCUCCUAGUCUUUACGUAGAGUUUGUGAUAAGGCGAGUGCCGUGUGGGCGGGUUUUUGCUCUACGAAGGGAGGUGGAGGGCCAGGGCCUAGGGAUCGUGUUAGAAGGCAACACUGCAGAGGUGAAGGACGUGACGGCGGGCAGUAUAGCGGCGAACAGCGGACUCUCGUCACGAACUCCCACACUAGACGGGUUGUCACUGUCGACGUGGACCAUCACGGAGGUGAACGGUCGGCCACUCAACCUGUUCUUCAAGGACGGAGAGGUGAGGGACCGGCUGAACGCUGUAGGGCUGGACAUCUCGUUGCUGGUGCAGCCCUCCGAUCUGGUCAAGCAGGUGAAGAAGCAGUUAAAGGCGCUCCGUAGCUAUAAGGACUAUAUAGUGCAAUGAGUUACCGAUGUGCAAUACUUUUGUGCUAGUUUUAGAUAGCCCCAACUCGUCCCUCAGUCUUGUAACGUUAUCGGGAACAAAAUGUUGUUGCAGCGUUCAGAACCUGCAUCUACUUAUACGAUUCUGUUGUUCAGUGUACUCACGCAUUGCCUUAGUUACUGAGGUGAUCAUUUAUUGAUAAGAACUUUUUACAAAUAGAGCUUAUUAUAUUUCAGAAUAUUGUAUUUUUUCACAAAAUAGUUACACUGAGGUCAGACCAAAUAAAAUUUGUGGUGAUUUCACCGGUUGCCUACCUAAUAUUAUUUUAAUUCUUUAUAUGGACUUUGUGGCAAGGCAAACUUUAUUUUUUUUAUACAAAUGUUAUUAGAGUAUUAAUAGUUUUCAAUUGGUUAUGUAAUUGACUGUAAGAUUUUUUAAUUUGCCAGAUUGACAUAAAUAAAAUUUGUUAAAGUGUUGUUAACCUACAAAACAGUUAAAAUAAUGUAUUUUACUUUUAAUCCUACAUCAAUUUCUUACAUCGAUUUCCAUCAAUCCUACAAUUUUACAUCAAACCUAUGUAUUUUCCUUUGUUAGGUGGUGGAUGUUUAAUUCCAAAAAUAAAUACAUAAAGAUGUUUUAAUGAACCCGGAUCAACGAAUGUGAAAUAAGAUAGACUUUGAUGAUCUCUAUAAUGCACAACGUAUGGAUAUAUAUUGUUUUCACACCUCUUAAAUAAAGGCUUAAUUUAGUUAGUAUACAAUACACCCUUUAUAAUAGAUAAUAAAACCACAAUUUUCAUAAUUUUUGCAACAUGUUUGCCUUUUGAGAGUUUUAUACAUUUUUAUACUUCUCAUUUUCAUUUUGUAUAUGGUAUUAUUAACUUUGUAAUUUUUUUCUGAAUUAAAGUCCAAAAGAUUCUCUUCUUGUCUAACACUGACUGAAAUAUGUCAAUUAUUUCAUUAAAUGAAAAUGACCAACCACAAGUUAAGGAAGACAUGGCUUUCCAGUUAAAUACAAUUGUUAUGCAACAUUAAAAAUGGUAGAAAAAUGUGCUUCCUUCAUAGCCGUUAUAUUUAACAGUAAAUACAAUUAUCAUUUUGUAACAAGAAAUUGUAUUAUUUGCUUGAAGUAAUUAUAAAUUUAUAUUCUAUAACGUUUUUAAACUUUCUUCCCCAUAAACAGACGAGAAAUGUAGAAAAUGUAAACUAAUUUAGUUGAAGACUCAAAUUGUACAGUUUUUAAUAACCAAAUUUGUAUUACUCUGGACAAGUCUUUUGCAAAUAAACUAGGGAGGGCAAGUAUUAUUUAUUCAAGCUGAGUUCUUUGUUAAAAUAAUUAUAUGAUACUAAAUUCAACUGAACUCGGUUUAAAUAUAGUAAAAGUAGUUAUGAAAGCGGAAAGUUUCAAUAAUCAUCAAUAUGAGUUGGAAUAUGAAGAUGUUUCUGGAUGUUGUUUCUUCGUUAAACAAUCAUAGGCGUGCAUUUGCAUAACCAAAAAGAAGUAAGACAAACGGAUCUGUUAUUAGAAUAUGCUUUUGUGUAGGAUCUGAUUCUUGUUCCUUAACAAAUUCUUCUAGUCUUGUAUAAGAUUUUUUAUCUUAAAUUUAGUGAAAAAAGUAAGUUGUGAUUGAGAUAAAUUUGGAAGGCAUCCUGAUUCAUGCCUAAUCAUUUGGUCAUGUCACAUUGUGCUACACAGUUUUUUCACUGUGUUACGCCAUUUCUUUUAUACAGUUUCAUGCAAGGUUGGGCUAGAAAAACCUGGAGUAUGCUUAAAAAAAUUUUUUACUUACAAAUCUUGCAGUUUGAUGUUAUUACUUUCAAUGUACACAGUUCCAAGUGAAUUUUCCAUUGUGCUUAGCAAUGCUGCAGAUAAUUUUCCGUAAUUUCAUUCAUGACUUCCAUCGCUUUUUAUUUUACUGCUGUAAGAACUUUAAUUUGACUUUAGGCAAGAAAAAGAUUACAGGAGGCCAAGUCAGGUGUGUAAGGGUGAAUGGUCUAGACCUUUCAACCAUUUAAAGUUGGCUAAAAAUGUCUUCACUGUCAAAGCAUUGUGAGUUAGGGCAUUAUCCUGGUGUAGGAUCAAUAACUUGUUUCUUAAGAUAGCAAGUUGCUGUUUCGUUUUUUCCAUACACGCUAAUGUAGAGAGUAGUCAGAAAACUGAAGUAGUAAUGCUGAUUCACUGCUCCUCGGGUAUCCAAACAAUGUACAUACAAUCCCUUUGAUACCAAGAGAACAAUCAUCAUUCUCUUGAAUUUUGAUUUUGACACUGGUGCUUUUUUUGUCAUGAAGAACUAUGGGAUUUCCAAUGCAUCGAUAAUCACGGUCAAUGUUUUUUAGGAUGUCAUAACAAAUCAUUCUUCAGCAUUCCUGUUGUUCAGAUGUGAUAUAUUUAAGAACUGUUUUUGAACAGACUUUGUUUUCAUGCUGAAACUUUGAUAAAGAAUCUGCCUGGCAGUUUCCUUGUAAAUUCCUUAAACUCAGAUAUUGCUCUGAUAGGUAAACAGUGAUCUUGUCGAACAAAUUACAGAUUUUUGCAACUCACUUUUUGCUGACGAAGGUCUGCCAGUGCAUGUGUCAUCAUUUGUGUUUUUGUGGUCACUUUUUAAUCGAUUUUUAGACGACUCAAACACUUGUGUUCAUGAUAAACAAUCGUCACUGUACACUUGUAAAAUUUUAAAUGUUUCACUUGCGGAUUAUACAAGUUACAAAAGAAAUUUUUGUUCUUUCUUAGGUACUCAAUAUUUUUCUGACGUAGAGGCAAAAUAUUAACUGGUUAUAGCUGGUGCAUUUUGUCCCAUCGAAACGAAUCUUGAGCGGAAAGAGAAUCACAUGAUUGGCUGUUCUAUAUCUUCAGCCUUAUUGCAUUUUUAUUUUGUAGCUACAACAAUACUACUCCAGUUUCUUUCUAGCCAAACCUUGUAUGCCUCUGUAGUUUUUGUACAGGCAGAACUUUCAACUAGGGGAGCAAUUCUUAUAAAAAUAAAAAAUGCUAAUGGAUUUCAAAUUGUGAAGAACAGUGUAUUUGGAGAUCAAAUCAAAAUAGAAAUAAAAGUAACAAAACCAUCACAACAACAUAUUCUCAUAGUGGACUAUUUUAAAUGUAAGUAUUAGAUAACAACAAAUUGUCACCCUGUAACUCAAAGGUUAAAGACCAACAUUGGUUUGUUCUAUACCUAAUCUGGUACACCCCUUUGCAAACACGUUAAACAUUUUUUCAUAUGAAUUUAUAAAUCAAAAUUUGUGCAAUGUAGAUCUGUAAAUUGUUCCAGUUUGUUAACAAUUUUGUUGGCUAAAGUUAGAAUGUACAGGAAUUACUUUGCCCCCACUGGUUGGCUUAUAAUGUUUAAUAGCUCACCAUUCUAGUGAAUAGUGCAAUAUUCUAAAAGCUUAAGCUGUUAUUGUUUACUUGUUUUUUGCAGCUUUGUUUUUACUUUUCUGUUAAUUAUUAUUGUAAGUUUUGGUUAUUUAUAAGUUUUAUGCUUUCGGUAUUGUUAACUAUAGUACAGUAAAACACAAGUUGUGAUUGUGAUGUGUUCUAUAGUACUGUAAUAGAAGUUCUUUACAGCUGGUGAAUACUGUAGUCGUAUUUUUAUCUUUAUUUACCUUUUUAGGUGCCAAGUCAGUGAUUCUUAAUUGAGUUAGUGAAAUUAAUUAAGGUACAUAUGAUUUAAUUUUACACUAAUUUAUGAUUUUAUCCAAUAGUAUGAAACAUGUUAUUAGCCGUUAUUUGUGACGUGGAAAGUGAAAGGAAUAUCGUAGUAAACAUUCUUUACUUUAAACAGUUUGAUACAAGAAGUUAUAGGAGAAUUUGGAUGUUUUUCACAAAAUACAUGUUUACUGAGAAAACAUUGAAUUUCUUUAUUCAAAUUCUUUAUGUUUUUCACCUUUUUCACAUCAAUAUUAGUCGAAAGAUCACAAAAUAAACCAAAAUAAUCUAUGAAAACUUACAAUAUAAAUUUUUUACCUCAAUCAAUAAUUUCCUUUGCACUAAACAAUAGCAAGUUACUAUUCCAACAAAAGGUCUCUUUUUACUUUCCACCUCACAUUUAUUUUUAUAUAUCUUUUUAUUAUAUAUACUUAUGCCAUCAUUUAUAAGAGAGAUUUCACCAUACAAAAGCUAUUGUCUGUGCACUAUUAAUUGUCAAGAUUGUUAUUUGUGCUUCAUCAAGUUUAUAUUUCACAUUUUCAUUACAUGAAGUGCUGCGCGAUCAAAUAAAUUCGUUCUUUGAGUAUCGAUAUUAGUAACUUACCAUGAUUAGAAAUUAGGAUUUCAACAUCAUAAUACAUUUUAGCCUAAAAAAGAGAUACUGAUACAAAAAUAAUGAUUAAUUAGAUAAAGAUUACCCUUGGUAAAUUUAUUAUAAUUUUUUUUAAAUUUUUCCAAUAAAAGUAUUUAAUAUUAUUUUACACUGGAGUAAUAGAAGUAAACGAAUAUUAGUUUAUAUAUAAUAAUAAUAAACCUUUUUAACACUU